Messenger RNA from Camellia sinensis, 1050 nucleotides. NCBI's taxonomy places the organism in Eukaryota, Viridiplantae, Streptophyta, Magnoliopsida, Ericales, Theaceae. The record is from RefSeq and is a predicted model, not a curated record.
AUGAAGCAUCUAGUGUAUUGUCAUGCAAAUCUUAUCAAAGAAGAGAGAGCAAUUUGUACCUAUCAUAUGAGGGAGGCUGUUGUUGUGGGUGAGGGGAUGAAGAAAGUGGAAUUUGUUGUGUACUUUAAUUCAACUGAAUUUUGUGUGCUCAUUGAGAGAUCCAUAUAUGAGGUGCCAAAUAAAGACAUUGUUUUGAGAUGGAGAAAAGACUUGGAAAGUGGCUACACAUGCAUUCCAACCACAUAUACUAACUUUGGCUCUUCUCUACAUCCAAAGUUGCAUGAUAACUAUCACAACACGUUGGAUGAGAUCCUAGAACUUGCUACCAAUGAUGAUGGUAAACACAAAGUGAUUCAACUUGGGUUGAUGAAAAUCAAUAAUGAAGUGAGAACAGUUCAAUCAAGUAGUGCGAGUAAUGUGCCAUGUACUAGUACUUUACCAUCUUCAAGUAGUACUUUACCACCUUCCCAUACUUCACCAAAAAAUCCACCUCGUAUCAAUACUACAAAAGAAAGCAUGACUCACAAGGUACUCAGUCCUUUGUUUGCUCGCCGAAGAGGCCGUCCAUGUAUGAAAUGGAAAGUUAGCAAGGUUAAUGCAAUAGUGAAUCGGUUGAAGGGAAAGAAUAAGAAGGCUAAUCCGGUACAGGGUCAGAAGGUGUCUCCAAGUCAACCUUACUAUUUGCCUUGUAUGGAUGCCACACAAGACAGUAUGUAUGCACCGGUACCGGUUAGCACAAUUGGGGACGAUAUUGAAAGCACAUCUCAUACUCAAGCUGGAAUGGUCAACAAUAUUAGCAGUCAAAGUUCGACAGUAUCAUCAAAUUUUGUUGACUUGAACAUCGAUGGGGAUCCGAAUGUCCUGUUCAUUCAAGAUCCUUCAAUAGAUUUCUUGAAACAGAUUUCAGGUUCAACGGAUUCAACAGAUUUCUUGAAAGCAAUUACAGGUUCAACAGAUUUCUUGAAAGAAACAGGUUCAUUCAAGGUCCUUCAACCUGUGUGUAUGCUUCUUAUUGAAGCCAACAGAUUCUUGAAAUAUUCAUCUCAAUAA